GCCUUAGAUCCAUGACGUGUCCCAAGCUAUCUCAGCAACCAUGUGUUUCCUAGUACGCUUUUGUUUACUAUAUUAACACGCCAGAUUGACUGCAUUAAAUAGAGCUUGGUCACUGUGUUACAAUGGAUAUCUCCCCUGAUGCUCUACCCAAACGUCUUAACAGACCGUAGAACAAGAGGAGAACUGACAAGAAAGUAUUGUGACCCUUUCUCCUAUUUAGUUUGCACUAUAGCUGGAUCACAAAUUAGUGUUGAGUUCAAAAAAUGAAACGGUAGCAGACGGCGUGUUACGGCAUUUAUCUUUCAUUGGCGAGGAAAUCGCAGCUGGUUAGUCCGCACUAUCGUUGGCUACAAAAGGCAGGUAAUAUAGUAACAAAUUUGUCGAAGACCGACUGGGACGGUCAUACUAUUGAAUAGACCUGGGAUACCGCUAACAUAUAAACAUAGAUCUAGAUUUUAAAGGCACCCUCAUUGGUUAAGAAGAAAUACUGACAACUUUAAAGUAAUGAACUGAUUGCUGUGGAUCGUCAAGAAAUUAUUAAGUCUACAGUGAUGCUUCCAAAUUUAGUAUGACUUUUCCGUACAUAGAGCAGUCAACAAGUGUUGUAAACCUAUUAACUAUUAACGAUUCCAUAGACAGGGGAGGUGAUCAGCAGAACAAGUUGCAGAUCAUCAUCACUGACGGCUCAGUUCAACCUGCAGGUGUUACACAGAAGCUCUUUGAAUCGAAAGUCACAUUUGCAGACUUGGUUCGCGUGUGUUCCACUUCCGAAAGCAGUCAGCCGUGUAGCAAGGCUCAGCUCGGCAAUACCUUACUGUCCACUGCUCACGCCAGCACUCUCGUCUCCAACUAUCUGAAUACAUAUAGGUCCUAUUUAGACCAGCUUCGCAAGACAUGUGGUCGUGGGGACAGUCCAGGGGAGGCAAUCAGCUCAAGAACGUGUACGAAAGCAGUUCCACUUGUACUUCCCCUUGCCCGUAUGACUCCAGUUUUUUCUGAUGACUCCCGAGAGGAUCCUGAAUUUUUGGAGCUGCUGAAAAAGACCACCACCGAAUCGAUUCGGAAGUUGUGGCCUCAUCCCAACAAAACCAACAUUGUCCGAACAGCAGGUUUGGUCGAUUCUAGUGACGAGGUGAACUCAAUGACAGUUAGCACAAGUGACAUUAUAUCAGUGACAGAAGAAAAGAGUGAUCAGCCCAGUAACAAUUCUUCCUUAGCCCAUGCCAGUGACAACAGCGACUGCACAGACUACAAAAACGACACUUUAGACUCCAGUGAGGACACGACUGGGACAAACUGUGGUCAGUGUAAUCUACUGGACAACACUUUGUUGACCGAGACGGACAAUUUAUCUCAUAACGCGAACAGUGCCAUGAAAUCGAACGGGGAGCAACUCAUGCUUAGUGACGGAGGCUCCGCGAAUGUUAUCAGUAAAACCUCUUCUUCAGGACCGAUGCCAAAAAGCUUAUUGAAGGUUCUCAACGAGAAUCUGACCUCGGGUGACAAUUACUACAGACAGAGUACGGACACAUCAUGUCAGAGCACAAACUGGAGUGACUCGGCAACACAAAUGAAAUGCACCAACGAGUCCAUGGGUCAACAGAUGAAAACGUCUUCUUUAGAUUCUUUCUUAAAACACCAACAAAAGCUAGCACAGCAGCAUCAGCUUCAGCGACAAAUUAUUCAACACCAGCAGCAGCAACAAAGACAACAGCAGCAGUUGCUUGAGCAGUACCAACAACAGGAGCAGCAACAACAAAGACAGCAGACGACUAACAAAAUGUAUGGUGGUUUCCAGCCUAAUGAAGUUAACAAGAGUUGGAUCCCUUCAGCAGAAGAAAAUGGCGCCAACUCAUCACGCUCACGAGUGGUAGCGAACAGCCAGCCAACCACUAUGUAUAACCCAAUGACUUCUGGCCGUGUUGGUAUUGAUGUGUUUAGUAAUGGAAAUCAGACAAAUCAAGACUUUUUUCCAUCAAACAAUUCUGUGCAAGGCAUUUCAGUUUUAGGACCUUUUGUAGAUAAUCAGUCGUCAUCCGAAUAUUCUGAAUUAUCUUCAAACAGUCGUACUUUAAAGGCCAGCUAUGCUUGCCUCGACCCAAGUAACCCCAUGACAUUAUCUGUUGUUCCCCUGCAAGACUAUCAGCACGAGAGGGACAGCUUCGCCCAUACUGAGAGGCAGUUGGGCUUCAACCAACCCGCCGAAGAGAAAAACUGCUCCAAUUCAAGUCGUUCGUGGGCUGAACUGAGUAGGCCAGCCUACGAGGGGGACGCACCGUCCAGAUUGGUGUACGACAAUGACUCAGUGUACGGCACAAGUUCUUCCGGUUCGACGCUGGAAGAUCGACUUCGUCGUGCAUACGCUCGCUCACGAUACCCUCAGUCCAACCAACAAACUGAUGCUACGCGCCAACCAAGUGCUCAAAGGCCUAUACUAAAAAUGAACCCGGCUAUGGAUAAUACAAAUGAAAUGGGCGUUUAUAACGGCCAAUCUACACAGUGUAGCUUCGAGGUGAAGAACGGUAAUGGAUUGGAUUCAGGCUUUGAAACUGGCAACCGAAAUACUCUGGAUAUGGGGUACGACGACAUGAAUACUCGGUAUCGCUGGAAUAGCCUUAGUAAUUGUUCAACACAAUCUGAUAUCGAUACUACAGGAAUGAAAAGCGAUACUGAAGAACAUUUUAUCAAUGUUCAGUCUUCUACAGGAUCAGAACAAAAUUCUAGAUUGUCAAGGCUGUAUCAAUGGAAGCAGAAUUUGCCUACAGCUAAUGACCUUACCUACAUGCCAACUUCACGUGCAAUAGCCGACAGCUCAAGAAUGACCUCAAACGACAGCAUAGCAAACAGUUUGUUGUCUAGUAUCCAAACAGACCGAGACUUUUCGUGGAAUGCUUCUUCCAUAACCUCACCGAUAGCCAGCAUGUCUGGUAUGAGCUCCCAAAGUCUUGAUCACCAAGUGUUCGGCAGUUCUUCAAUGAAUGGCCAGUACCUUUUCUCUGACGCUUAUCUGAAUAAAGUGUCGUCCUUCAACAUGGAACAGAGACGGCAGAUGUCCAACAACUCCGCUCAUGCUUCCAAUGUCUCCCUUAAUCAGAAUGACCAAGUGGAAGACUCCAGCCUGUUUUAUGAUGCCGAUGACGCCAGACAAAACACAUGGUCGUGGAAGGGCAGACAAGAUUCUCUAGAUGACAACACAAUGGCAAGAACUGGCCCUAUGUGUGCUCCUACACUGUCACAAUCAAUGCAGAUACUUAACAAUAAGAUUUUGGCAGCUCAGUCCAGCCAUUUAUCUGGCCAGAAAUCAACAGAAGAUAAUGAUCCCCUAAAAGGGAAAGACCAAGACGCUAUUUACGGUGAAGUUUCCUCAGAGAUGAACGCUCAUCAUGCAGAAAGCAUGAACAAGAUUCGCCUUAUUCGUGCCUUUAGUGACCCAAACAGCACCAACUCAGCUUUCAGACAAUCUCCUCACACCAGCGUUUCUAUGUCUCAUUUGUCUGUACUGCAGCAGCAACAGCAACAGCAGCAAAGACAAAAAACAGAGGAAUCUGUCUAUAAGAUCUCCGAGGAGCUCGAAAAAACGUAUUUGGAUGACGCCGGUAGCUCAACACCUUGGCAUGAGAUGCAGCCCGAUGAGAAUUGCAGAGAUCACGAAGAAAAUUGUUCCCAAGACUAUAACUUGGAAAGUAAUCCCGACAAAUACGUACAUUUACACAACAUGGAUGGAUCUACUAUGAUUUUAAGCGAUCAAGACCUUGCUUCUCUAAGAUCAAACAGUUCUAGCAGGCUUUAUUCUAAUCAGCCCAAAGAUCAAGUCGACCAAACGCAAGGGGCUCAAAUAUCUCGAAAUCAGGAACCACCAAGGCCUCGAAUGAUUCUUGGCGCCAACAGUUUAAAACAGUCAUCCACUGAUGAGAAAGUCAAAGCAGAAGUGGAAGAAAGCAACAGACGUAUCCGUGAAAUGUUGGGUUUGUAUCCGAAUAAAGAACAAUCCAAUGCUACAGCAGUUCGAAUGCAAGAUAAUUCUGUCCCAACUCAACAGACGGCAUCGCUAGUUAUGAACGGCCAGAUCCAAGGACUACUUCAGCAAGGGGCCGCUCAUUCCUUAUCACCUGGACAAAUAUCUCGAAUGCAAAUGUCUGGAAACAAAAUACAAGCCCCCAUGGCAAUGGCCCAACAAAUGUACUGUGUUCCUAAUAUAUUAAUGCCCCAACAAUCAGUGCAAACUCCCAGUGGUACUCGACAGUCUAAUUUAGUACCAAUUCAAGGAAUGAUGACUAGUGUCCCUUCUAAUUCACGAUUUCCUCAAGGAAUGAUUCGUGUACCGUUUGUAGACAUGUCUCGAGUAGUGUACGUUCAUCAGAUGCCUGUGAAUGUAAGUUCCCAACACCCUAACAACAAUCACAACAACAGUAGCAGCAGUAAUCCUCAUGUCAACACCAGUAACAUCAUCACUAUCAACACCAACGACAACGACUUUAGUGUGAAUGGUCAGGGUGACAAGUCCGGCAGGCCCAUUCGAUCCAGUGGCGUGAAAAGUAAAACGACAUUUAUAAAGAUGAGAUCCGGUUCAGAGGAGUUCACAGUGCCCAUACUAGGCAUGCGGCCCGCCAUAGAUGAUGCAGUCUGCCCGCGUCUUAUAAAAACGAGAACCAACCCUUGGGACCAGGAUCUCGAUCACGACUUUUCAAACUCUUUGAUGUCAAAGGCGGUCAGUAUGGAGAACAUUAGUGGCGUUGCAGAUCCUAAUCUGUGUAACCCCGAGGUGACGAUGAUGUAUCCAGACAUUUCCACUCUGCAGAACGGGGCUCUAGCAGCAGCAGACCCGGCUUCAAAAACAGCAACAUUUAUGCAAUGGCCUGCAUCGGCAGACAUGCACCCAGAGAUGCUUGACAUGUUACCUGUUAGGAGGGCUAUGCCCGAAGACUGCGGUACGGGAAGGCUAUGUUGGCCAGAGAUGGAGUUUCUUAUGUCGUCCCGAGAUCAGCUCCAGUCUGCAAGAAGAAGCAACAAGCCCAUGGGCUCCAAUAAAGCUAAUCUCAUCAGUAUUAUACCAAAGAGCAAUGGUGCCGACGGGGUGGGAGCAGUAGGGAAAGAGACAAGGUUUGAGAAAGCUGACCCUAAAUUUCUGUAAGAAAAUCAUUUGGGCUGUAGCAUUUCAUUGUAUUAAGAGUAGUUUAGUAUUUUUUUUUUUGUUUAAGGCUGGGAGAAAAAUAUUUAUGAAUUGUUACGUGUGAAGUUGUAGGCAUUCACUUCCAUAUAUUCAUAAAUUAGAUGAUGAAUAAUUCAGAAUAUAAUUUUGAAAUAUUUCGUUCAAGAAUAUUUGGCAUAAUUCAUCUGUUCAUUAUGAAGGAUAUAUAAUUUUACAUUUAAUGGCUUUUAAAUGUUCAUAUUUUGUGUGUGUCGGUUGUGAAAGGUGUUAUGAUAUAGACCAAAGUUGACAUUAUGACAUGUAUGGUGUUAUGACAUUGUCCAAAUUUGACAUUAUGAAAUGUAUAAUUUUAUGACAUAGACCUAAGUUGACAUUAUGAAAUGUAUGGUGUUAUGACAUAGAUCAAUGUUCACAUUUUGAAAUGUUGUGUGGCCUGGAUGUUUUCUAGCAAAUUCAGAUUAACUGUAAUAUAACUUUGGUUUCGGCUCGGUGACGGACUUUCAGGAUUGUUAGAACAUAACAUUUUGAAGCAUUGAAUUAUAAUUUACGCUGUACAUACGUUUAGUCUGUGUCUUAUUUGUAAAUGUCUGUUAGUCUACAUUUUGAAGACCAUUCAUUUGUUGUGAUUUUUAAACACUAUGCAAAUCCAAGAUCAUUGCAAUAACUCUAUCCCAAGAUCUUUGUAAUAACUCUAUCCCUGACGUACCUUAAUUUUAAAAAAAGAUUGAAAUGAAAUUUGACAUUGUAGAGCCUCCAUUGUUUGUAGCCAACUGAUUGAUGUGAACCACUAUAAAACAUUUUUUUGUAAACACUGGCUAUUGAGUCAUUUAGAAGUGAUCAUUCUAGGAAGCCUUUAUAAAGCUUGUUUGUAAAUACGUUGAUCCUAUCCGAACAACAAUCCAUAGACUUGAAUAUUUGCCUCGCUUAUACAAUUAGUGACAUUGUUAAUGAUAUUAAAAGGUCAUUACAAAAUGUUUCUUUUAAUAAAAUUACAAACAUCAUUUUUUCUGGUGAGAAAUAUUUGAUCGCAUACUGUAAAAAUGAUUAUUAUAUUACUAUAUUUGUAUUUUUGAAGUAUAUGAACAAUUACUUACAGUACUUUAUUGUAUAGAAAAAAGUAUUCAAUUGGCCACUUGUUUACUUUAAGCAACACGACCAAGAGAAAAAGCUCUAAAAGGUUAUUGUUUUAUAUUUCGAUGUAUAAAGCUGAACGGAAACUUUACAGAGUCAAUGCAUAAAGUCAUACCAGAACUAUCCAACGAGAGAAUAGAUAUGCUUUGAUUCUGUGAAAGAUCUCAUUACGCUUGCAAUACUCACCGUUUCGAAUGUAACUUGUAAAUAGACAAUUUCGGAGUGAACAUUCCUUUUGUAAACUUUUGCUUUUAUUUUGGCUGUACGUUGGGUUUGAAUGUUCGUGCAUUGGCAGACCGAAUCAAUGCUCCUCUCCCAAGUUUUGUAGUGCAAGUCGUUCAUGGAAGCAUUAUCAUGUUACAUCAUGCAAAACUGUGUUCUAUUGUAAUGGACUGGAACUUCUAGGUUUACUUAUGUGACCCAAACAAUUACUUUUUUUUUUCUUUGUAAACAUUUGUUCUCGAUGAAAGAUCUAGUCUUCUAUUGUUUUAAGGUUUGGCCCAUGGCUUGAAUUACCGCUCAAGAUAAUGCAGCUCUGUUCCUAAAUGAAAUAAUGUCACCUCUUUAGCAAUACAUAUGACAGAGUUACAUUAGACUGACUGGGGUCGGGCUAACACAAAAAUAUUAAAAUUGUUAUAAUAUACAUGACAUCCUAAAAGUGCAUAAUUUCUAAUAAUUUGUGUUUUUUUUUAGUUAUUAAAAAUUAUGAUGAAAGCAUUUCAGUAAAAAGUAAAAACAUUGAACUGUACAAUUUAAACAUCCAUAAAAAAAAUGCUCAAUUGUUUUAUUUGACGUUUUCUUUUUUUUCCCACUUCAUUUGGAGUUGCAAUAGUUUUGAAAUGUUAGUUUUUAUUUCAUUGUUAAUUUCUGCUAUGUAGACUCUUCAGUUCUGUGCCCUGUAUAUUCACCUCAUUAUUGUUAGCGUUUUACAUUCAACCUUACCUAUACAUUUCAUUACUAAAAAAAACUAUGCUGAUAGUCUGAAAAUACCAAUUCUAAAUGAAAACUCUCCAUACUAUUGUGUAAAGAGUUUUUCUUCCAAAUGCCCUUUAUUUUCUGGUUUAUUUCAACAAGUAGUUACAUUCUCUGCAUAUUAAUUUACGCUCAGAAAUUAAAAACGUUUAAUUUUUUAUGUUUGAACUGAAAUCCUUUUUGUUGUCUGACUGAAUUCUGGAAAGCUUUUAUUGAAGAUUGUUGCUCUCUUUGUGGUUUUUGUUGUACUGAAGUUGUUGGUUGUUGUCAUAACUGGCCAGGAGAUAGAACUUUAAAUGUCUCUGGGAAAAGCCAAAACAUUUUUUAUAGCCAGAUAUACAAAAUGAGUCUUUCAAGGAAGCGUUCAUUAUUUUAUAACUUUCGUUUGUUUUUCAAUGGCAGCGCAGAAAUUUAUUUUUAGGAAUUAUUGUGAAACAAGGAUUGCUUUAAGACGUGCUAUUUCUAGUGAUGAACUCUGCAGGAUGGCAUAGAACAUCUAGUUUUACUAAAUAUAACAAAGUUUUUAUUUAUAUAUCAAACAUUGCGUAAGUCAAACCAAUCGCCCUGCAGCCAACAUAAUUAUACUUCUAGAUUGUAUUGUAUUGUUAGUAUUAUGGAUAAGUAAAUGAAGUCGUAUUCUGAGAUACUAGGCUGUAUGUAUAUAUUACAUUGUGAAUUACUUUUAUAAGCAUGUUGAAUGUUGAGUUUCAUGUCGACUUCCAGUUUUGGCGUCGACAAUAGUAACGUUCUGUCUUCGUUACCAAGUGUUCAUGUUUAGAUCAAAGUGUUUUAGGAUUUGAAUUUUUAAAUAAAGUUUAAUUCAAUCA
Messenger RNA from Biomphalaria glabrata, 8079 nucleotides. RefSeq lists its product as uncharacterized. The transcript has 10 exons. The coding region runs from base 569 to 5131 and encodes 1520 amino acids. NCBI's taxonomy places the organism in Eukaryota, Metazoa, Mollusca, Gastropoda, Planorbidae. The record is from RefSeq and is a predicted model, not a curated record.